Argiope bruennichi is the source of this 759-nucleotide messenger RNA. RefSeq lists its product as uncharacterized. NCBI's taxonomy places the organism in Eukaryota, Metazoa, Arthropoda, Arachnida, Araneae, Araneidae. Gene Ontology annotation, molecular function: zinc ion binding; nucleic acid binding. The record is from RefSeq and is a predicted model, not a curated record. Bases 1 to 759 code for a protein of 252 amino acids. The transcript has a single exon.
AUGCGUUCUGGCGAUCUCCUUAUUCAAACGAAAUCAAAAAAGCAAGCAGAUACUCUGAGUAAACUUACUACCUUAGGUUCAUGGCCAAUAAAAGUAUCUCUUCACAAGACAUUGAAUUUCUCACGGGAGGUUGUCUCGGAACAAUCUCUUGUACAACACUCUGACACAGAAUUAGUGGAAGAAUUACGAUCCCAGGGGGUCUGCGCCGCUCGUCGCAUUCAUGUUCGACGUGACGGACGUUUAAUUCCCACAAAGCAUGUUGUUCUUACAUUUGAAACGCCUGUUCUACCAAAAUUCAUACGUGCUGGAUAUUUGCGGUGUAAUUGCAUUCGUCCAUACAUACCUAAUCCUCUGAGAUGUUACCAGUGUCAGAGGUAUGGUCACUCCCGGCAAUCAUGUCGUGGUAAAAUGGUAUGUGGUAAAUGUUCUUCAUUGGAUCAUGAAACUAACACAUGCGAUUCAGAAAUAUUGAAAUGCCCUAACUGUGCAUGCGCUCAUGCAGCAUCUUCUAAAUUUUGCCCUAAAUGGCAAAUGGAAAAAGAAAUCCUAGCCAUUAAAAUAAAAAACAACAUAACCUUUAAAGAAGCCCGCCAAAUAGUCAAUGAUAGAAUGCCUAAGUCUGGUGUAUCGUAUUCCUCUCUUUUGAAAUCAAAUCCAGAAAACACUAAUGUCGGUUCAACUCAAACCGAAGAAUUAUUAACGAAAAUUGUUUGCCCUCCUCUCAAAAAAUUACAACCUUUAAAAGCCAAUGUAACAUAG